ACCCAUACCCAUGUUAGAGAUUAAAAGUAUAAAGCAUCCUUUUCAGCCCAAAAUGCUAAAACCCCGCUAAAGCCCUCUUUCUGUCAUUUUUCAAAACCCAAAACUUAACCCUAUCAUUGCUCUUCUGUCUUCUCCAAUGGCCACUCGCUGUAGAUCUAUCUCAACACCAACUCUCUCUUUCCUUAAAUCGACAUUCGCCAAACCCGCCGUUAAACCCAGAGCCGCACCUUCUCUUCGCACAGUCACGGACCACUCUUCUGUCAGAAUUCAAAGGUCGAUUCCUCAAUUGGGUGCUCUUCAGUCUCUGCUUCCUCUCUUCACAGCGGUCUCUUCGGCUCGGCUCACCUCGUGCCUCGGAGUCGAUCCGAUGAGCUCGAGGUCGUUGUCUCAGGAACUUGGUCUCAGUGUGCCACGAUAAUUAAAAGAUUGUGAUUGGUGGAUGGAUCCAUGUCAUGCUACUCUUCUUGGGUUGUCCUUUUAUCAUGUCUAUUGAGAAUUACUUUUUUAUGGGAAUAAGGGUGCAUGAAUUCAAUUAUCUGGCAUUCUUGUUGUUAGAAUUCUUGAAAAUUAAUGUGUUGAAUUUUGUAACUUU
Corylus avellana is the source of this 592-nucleotide messenger RNA. Its product is annotated as protein NONRESPONDING TO OXYLIPINS 2, mitochondrial. Lineage: Eukaryota; Viridiplantae; Streptophyta; Magnoliopsida; Fagales; Betulaceae. The record is from RefSeq and is a predicted model, not a curated record.